UAUGACAUUGAGUUUGAUGAUGCUACCUCUCACAUCACUAUCAAGAGGAAAAGCACCGGCACCGUGCUGUGGGAUGCAUCCCUGAAUGAUCUGAUUUUUUCCAACCAGUAUCUACAGAUUACAACUACAGUGCCAUCCACCUCAGUGUACGGGUUUGGUGAACACGAGCACCCAUCCUUCAAACACAGCAUGAACUUUGCUACUUAUGGCAUGUUUAGCAGGGAUCAGUCGCCAACGACAUUUGCUAAUCUUUAUGGGGUUCACCCUUUCUAUAUGUGCGUAGAGACUGACUCCAAUGCCCAUGGUGUUCUCCUGCUGAACUCCAAUGCACAAGAUGUUUCUCUGAGUCCAAAUCCAUCCCUAACUUUCCGCACUAUUGGAGGCAUCCUGGACUUCUAUAUGUUCCUUGGGCCCACGCCUGAAAACGUAAUCCAGCAGUACACUGAGGCUAUUGGACGCCCACACAUGCCUGCCUACUGGUCUCUGGGAUUUCAGCUCUCCCGAUGGGGAUAUGGAAGCAUUGACGUUUUAAAGGAAACAGUUGAUCGCAUGCACUACUAUGAUAUCCCCUAUGAUGUUCAGCAUUCCGACAUUGAUUACAUGGAACGUCGUCUGGACUUCACCUAUGACAAAGAAAAUUACGCCGGUCUGCCAGAGUACAUUAAGCAUCUGAAGAAAGAAGGAAUGCACUAUGUCUUGAUUCUGGAUCCUUUCAUAAGCAAGGAUGAAGAACCGGGUACUUACAGGCCUUAUGAUCUCGGAGAAGAAAUGGGAGUCUGGGUGAAUAAUUCUGAUGGUGUAACUCCUGCUGUUGGAAAGGCCUGGCCUGAUGGACAUUCCGUGUUUCCUGACUACACUAACCCCAGGACAGUUGAGUGGUGGACUCAGAUGUGUUUGGAGUUGAAGGAUGUCCUCGACUACGACGGGAUCUGGAUUGAUAUGAAUGAACCAUCCAAUUUUGACAGAGGCCARUACCCUGGAUGUGCUGUUAAUGAGAUCAAUAACCCUCCUUACAUUCCUAGCAUUUCUGAUCGCGCCCUGGCUCAAAAGACUUUGUGUCCUGAUUCCAAGACGUACCUGGGAGACCAUUAUAACACUCACUCUCUCUUUGGCUGGUCACAGACUGCACCAACUUUCCAUGCUGCCCAGAAAGCUACUGGAAAGCGAGCGUUUGUCUUAAGCCGGUCUACGUUCGUUGGGAGUGGGAAACACGGGGGUCACUGGCUUGGGGACAACUUUUCACAGUGGAAAGACAUGCACCAGUCAAUCAUCGGAAUUCUGGAAUUUAACCUCUUUGGGAUUCCCUAUGUUGGUGCUGAUAUCUGUGGGUUUAAUUCUGACACUACCUAUGAACUCUGUCUGCGCUGGAUGCAGCUUGGCUCUUUCUAUCCAUUUUCCAGAAACCACAAUGCAGAGGGAAACAGUGCGCAAGACCCAGCAGUGUUUGGAGCAGAGUUUGCUAAGAUAUCUCGAGACACGCUUCGGAUCAGAUACUCGCUGCUGCCGUAUUUGUACACCUUAUUCUAUGAGUCUCAUGUUCAUGGCAACACAGUGGCACGGUCCCUGAUGCACGAGUAA
Messenger RNA from Nothoprocta perdicaria, 1578 nucleotides. RefSeq names its product sucrase-isomaltase, intestinal-like. The record is from RefSeq and is a predicted model, not a curated record. The transcript has 13 exons. The annotation marks the transcript as partial. Lineage: Eukaryota; Metazoa; Chordata; Aves; Tinamiformes; Tinamidae. Gene Ontology annotation, biological process: carbohydrate metabolic process. Gene Ontology annotation, molecular function: carbohydrate binding; alpha-1,4-glucosidase activity.